Molecule: messenger RNA, 1683 nt
Organism: Galendromus occidentalis (western predatory mite)
Lineage: Eukaryota; Metazoa; Arthropoda; Arachnida; Mesostigmata; Phytoseiidae
Exons: 4
Coding region: 1-1683 (560 amino acids)
Biological process (GO): regulation of DNA-templated transcription
Molecular function (GO): DNA-binding transcription factor activity, RNA polymerase II-specific; sequence-specific double-stranded DNA binding
Source: RefSeq, a predicted model, not a curated record
AUGUCACCCUACGCUGCAUUUGGGGCACCCAUGCCUCCAUACAGCAGUGUUCCAGUGCCCGCUCUAUCGUACGUCGCUGCACUUCAGCAGGCAUUGCAAAACGCAGCCGCUGCAAAUGCUGCGUCGCUCUCCAACCUCACCUCGUUAGCGGUCGCGCAGCAAACCGAGCUGCAGAAUUCGGCGACGGCGCUUGGAUCCCCAGCAAAUAGUGUUCAACAUACGGGCAACCACAAUAGCAAUAACGGGAACAACAACAACAACAACAGCAGCAGUAACAACAACCUUAUAAACAGCAACAGUUUGAACAAUAACCAUUCUCAUCACGCGAGUCCCUACUCAAUCGAAGGCCUCCUGUACAAUAGUAAAGAUUUCAACCCACUUCCAGCUCGGAGAGACUCAUCUGACCAUGAGGACACCUCAGACAUCGACGACCCGGAUAGAUAUAACGGCGAUGCCGACUCGAAGCGACGACGUACCCGCACAAAUUUCAAUGGCUGGCAACUGGAAGAGCUUGAAAAAGCUUUCGAAGCCUCCCACUACCCGGACGUUUUCAUGAGGGAGGCGUUGGCGAUGCGUCUCGACCUAACCGAAUCUAGAGUUCAGGUAUGGUUCCAGAAUAGGAGAGCCAAGUGGAGGAAGAAAGAAAAUACGAAGAAGGGUCCUGGUCGGCCUGCGCACAAUGCUCACCCUCAGACCUGCUCGGGAGAUCCGAUUCCUCCUGAGGAGAUCGAGCGUCGUGAAAGAGACAAGAAAGAGAAGAAACUCCGCAAGCAACUCGAGAGACAGACAAAACGGCUCGAGCAAGCGCGCCUCAAGCCCGGCGUGAAUCUGACGUCGCUGCAGGAGGCGAUCCACCAGGCGUUACACGAGCUCUGGAGUCAUUCGCCUGUCAAAUCGGCUUCCGAACUCGUGGGGCAAGAAACGUUCGCGCUUCUCGAAUCGAUGGGCUUCAACGUCGCCGAGCUUCUUCUCAAAUUCCAAAUGGAGCCGAGCCCCGUUCUCACAUCUCCGACCAGCCACGACACGGGAAGCAACAGCUCGGUGGACGUCACCGCGAGCAUUCACCGUCUGGUGUCCCAACAGGGAUUGCACGGCCUGAAGCCCCGUCACGGUGUUGCGUCCUUCAGCAUCGAUAACCUGCUCUCCUCGGCGGCGGCUCUCGUUGCCCGGAAAUCUCCAGAACCCGAGGACAUGUCGGUGAAAAGACGACCUCACAGCGUUACACCUCCCCCCGCCGGACUCACUCCUCAAGCAUUGUUCAGUCUAGCGGCUAUCCAUAGAGGCGCCGUGGGCCUAACCGGAGUUCCUAAUCCCUUCGAGCUUCUGCGACGUGCUGCCAGCCAAUCCCCGCGCGAAUCCGAGCCCGAGGAAAUCACUGGAGAAGACGACGAGGAGAAGCUUAACGUCGUCGAUUGCAGUGAUUCCGAGGCGACGGGAGAUUACGAUUCGCAUCCGACGAGAAACGUCAUUGGGAAAAAACUGAAAAGCAAAACGAACAGCAUCAACAACAAUAACCUUCUAAGACACAAUCAUCAUCAUCAUCUCCUCAAUCGCCACGACUUGGACGAAGUCGAUGAUGAAGACGAUAUCGAAGACGAAGACGAUAUGGGAGAUGAUGACCAUGAGGUCGACGCUCUCGACCGCGGAAAUGAUCGUGUAGACAGAGGGAGCAAGCAGAAGUGA